GAGGGACUUGGCCGUUGAUCAGGACUGUGCUUUACCCUGAGCCAGUCUUCAGGCCCGAUUUCCAUGUCUCUAAAAUGCUAGUCUCCGUCAGCAUUCGACAUCUCUUGCUUUCAUUCUGUCUCUCAUAGCUCCCUCAAUCUCAAUUUGACCGGUAUCAACUCCCCACACAUACCACAAUGACACAAGUCCACCCCGUCCUUCUACUCGGCAGCUCUCCCUACACAUCCACCUCAGAAGCAAUCACCCGUUUCUGCAAAGCCUUACCCACACUUUCCCGCGUAUCUGACGGCGAAACAAACGAACGCAGUUGCUUCACACUCUGGCAGCGCCGUGUUUUCCCGCCAGAAAUUCUCACAAAUCGCUUCAUGCCCGACACCCCCCAGAUCCACGACCCAGACUUCGUCCUCACCUUCGAAUCGCUCAAGCCCACAGGCUAUGCCGACGCUGCCUUGACCUCGUACCCCAUAUUCUGCUCUCUGCGCGCCCAAGGGAUCGUGCCCUCGCACGCGCGGUUUCAAGUCUGUCUACCCAGUCCUAUCAAUGCCGUGCUCGCAUGGGUCCGUGAGCCGUAUAUGGCGCUCGCAGAGAAGCUGUAUAUGCGUCUCAUACUCACCGACCUCGCCAAGAUUCAGCACGCAAUUCCGCCGCACGAUCUGUGUAUCCAGUGGGACAUCCCGCAGGAGAUUGCACAUAUGGAGCAUACUUACAACCCCCCACGUGCGGGCGGCUUCGGCUGGGACGUUAUGCUGCCGUGGUAUGACGAUGUGCGCGAGCAUAUCUGUGCGGAGUUGAGGGUGCUAGGCGAUGCGGUGCAUGAGGAUGCGGAGCUGGGAUUUCAUUUGUGCUAUGGCGACUUCGGGGGCGUUCAUUGUGUGGAGCCACUGGACGCAGGCAUCUUGGUGGAGGUGAUUAACGGCAUCGCGGCGAAUGUCGCGAGGAGAGUGAGCUACUACCACAUCCCUGUGCCCAGAAAUCGUGUAGAUGCGGGGUAUUUCGAGCCGUUGAGAAUGUUGAGUAUGAGGGCGAGAGAGAGCACCUUAUUUCUGGGGUUGGUACAUGCGCAUGAUGAGGAGGGGACAAGAGAGAGGAUAGAGACCGCGAAGAGGGUGCUUGGGCAUGCGGAGUUUGGAAUUUCAACGGAGUGUGGCUUAGGGAGAGCGAAGGCUGAGAAUCUGGCUUCAAUCUUCAAAAUUUGUCGUCGAUGUUCGGUUUCGAGAUCGGAAGCACAUAUUAGGCUGUAGGAGAAAGACAACAGAUUUCAAGCCUGUAUACUCGAACCAAGUUAUCUUACUUGAUGGUCAUCGAGAUCCCUAUAUAGACUAUGGGCAC
Pseudovirgaria hyperparasitica is the source of this 1329-nucleotide messenger RNA. RefSeq lists its product as uncharacterized. The record is from RefSeq and is a predicted model, not a curated record. Bases 177 to 1241 code for a protein of 354 amino acids. NCBI's taxonomy places the organism in Eukaryota, Fungi, Ascomycota, Dothideomycetes, Acrospermales, Acrospermaceae. The transcript has a single exon.